This is a messenger RNA of Symbiodinium sp. CCMP2592, 2232 nucleotides long. NCBI's taxonomy places the organism in Eukaryota, Dinophyceae, Suessiales, Symbiodiniaceae. The record is from the annotation of a GenBank genome assembly.
AUGGCCGCGUUCUCUGCAGAAUCUCUCACCCUUUGUGCCUUUGCUCCAGCUGUGCUGGAGCAGCCCAUGUAUUACCUCUCCCCUGGACAAGCGUCCGUCGUGGAAACUUCAGAGAUCCUGAAGGAAGCCGUCGAAGCUGCCGGCGGCCUUCAGGACCGCGCCGAUGGCAAGCUUGGAUGCUAUGUUCCUCACCGCAAGGUCGCUGCUGCAUUGGGCCUGGCGUCCAGUGGCAUCGACACGGCAGAGGUGACGUUUGGUUCAUACCUAUGGUGCACCGAGUUCGAGAAUGUUCACUCCACCUGGGUCUUUGAGGAGCCAGGCUUGGAUUUCAAUGGCCUGCGGUUUAAAGGGCCAGAGCAGCUGUUUCAACUGCACAAGUUCGGUGACAGGCAUUCGGAGGCCUUCAAAGACAAGGCCCUUGCGUUUGCAGAGGCCACCCCGGAACAGGCUUUUCGCAUGGGGAGGGGUGCGACACUUCCGCCGGAGUGGGACGGCAUGAAAGAGAGUGUCAUGCGCGACGUCCUUCGUGCAAAAUUUGAGCACGAUGGCCUCCGCCAGCUUUUGGUAAGCACUCAUCCCCACCCGUUGGUUUCGGUGAAGUCGGAUGCUUACUGGGGAGCCGGCUUUGAUGGAAAGGGGAUCGAGACGAGAGAUCGAGUGUGCGGUGUGAUUGUGAUCUAUGUUAAUGUCGGAUUUCAGUUUCGCGUUGACCAGAUGUGUUGGACACCUGCUCGGAAGCUGCAUGUUCAUCCCAUGGAGUUGCUCCUGGCCAUGGACGAGCGUUCGGAAAGGCCAGAGCUUCCCAAGUUUCCGGCGCUUACCGGCGUCGUUCCCGCCACGCUCAUGGUGCACAAGGCAGCGUUGUUACGGGCUUGUCGAGCACUGGAUCCUCUGGACACCGGUCGCCUGUCCGUCAAGAACUUUGUGGAGCUGGUCGCAGCCUUGUUCCAAGCCCUUGGGCGGCCGCUUGCCGCCGCUGAACGUCGGGCGAUCGACGAAGAACUCAAGGGCGAGGACCUUGCAUAUCCCGAGUUGCUGAGAAGCUUCGAGGUGCACAUCGACGGAGAUCUCGGCGUCCCGGAAAGAUUCAUAAAGGCCAGGAAAGAGAUUGAGGGCGCAGAGUUCGUCCGAUUGCUGCGCAUGCAUCUUGGCGCGGCCUACGCGGCGGCGGCGCCGAGCAAUGUGAGCUACGGGCAGUAUGGCAGCGCCCCAGCGGGCGCAGGAUCGUUCGAUGCCCGGCCUGUGGUGCAGCAACCUGGGAUCUACGGGCAUCCGCAGCCAACACCCGGCGCCUAUGCACAUAUGCCGCCAGGUGCUGUGCCGGGUGGACCCCCUGGCCCAAACCAGGGAUCUGGCCGGGAAGUGCUCUAUGGGCCACCUCCCAGCCUCACCUCGGGUUUGCCAGACCCUUCCUCUGUGGAGAGGCAAAAGGAGAACUACCUGCACGCCCUUGAGGAGCAGGAGCAGCGAAGCAGCCAAUCACUGGAGCUGCAGCGAAAGCAACAGCUUGAGCUCAUAAACACUCAGGCCGAGCAGCAGAAGAAGCGCCUCUUCAUGCAAAUUGACCAGCAAGUCAAGACACAGGAAAUGGCCUUGACGCAGCAGUACAACCAGCAGCUGCUGCAGCUGAAUCAGCAGUAUCACCAGCAGAAGGCGGCUCUGGAGCAGCAGGCGAUGCAGCUCACAAUGGAGUACCAGCAGCAAAAGAUGCAUGAGGAGAUGGUGAAGAAGCAGAUGGAGUUGCACAGGGAGCACUACGAGGUGCAGGCGCGAUUCCAGCAGGACAUGCAGAAAAUGCAGGGGCCUCCACGACAAGGCCCCGGGCCGACCCAGGACCCGAUGGGUCCGACCGGAGGCGGCUACCUGCCCCCGAUGGUCCAGACCGGCGGCGGUGGCUCCUUCGUGCCUCCGCCAGUUCCAAACGGAGCCUACAUGCCGCCUCAGCUACAAUCUUCGGGGUCCUAUGUUCCGCCGCCCAUGCCGGUGAUGCCAGACAUGGCACCGGGUGCAGGCGCAACAUACGUCCCGUCAUACACGGGAUCAGGAUCCUACGUUCCACCACCCGGACAAUGCAAUGGCAUCGUCCAGCCGCAGAUGCCUACCUACGGGCCAUCAGCGGCAGCCAUGGGGAACUACGCGGCGGCUCCGCCGACGAACUAUGGGCAGCUGCCGACUGCGUACAAUGGGUGCACAAUGCCACAACAUUCUCUGGCUGAUCCUGGACCAGCGUGA